AUGGUUGUGUAUUGAUCAGCUGUUCACUUUUUCAGUUGUCAUAUGAUUAAUUUACACAUUUUAGGGGAGUUUCUGCAUGUAAAUCUGUGAAAAUGGAAUACGUUAACUUUAUUCUGUGUGUGGCAAUUAUAAUAAUGGCUAGAUCAUUCGGUGUUUCAUUCAAAACUGUUUCGGGAGGACCAAUUUUCGUUUCAGAGAUGUCAAUGGACAGUGUAUACAAAGGUUCAAAGUUCAGUAAUGACAAAGAUUACAUGCAGAAAAGACAACUUUUUAUUGACACAGAGGCCCAGGAACGGGUUGGUGGUGAAAUAGUGAUGAACCUUGACGAAAAAGCACUAAACAAUAGAAUCUUGGCAAUGAAAAAGAAAGAGUAUGAUGCAGCCCAUUAUCAGGGCGGUUCGUUUGCUCCACAAAUUAACUUCCUUCAAUCCAAACCGUUGUAUGAAAAAAGUGACAUCUUCAAAUUGAUUCAGAAAAUGCCAAAAGGUGGUGCUCUCCACUUACAUGACGUAUCAAUAACGGACGUGAACUGGCUCGUUGGUAACGUAACUUACCGAGACCACUGCUACAUGUGUAACGACGUUAACGCCAACGACAGCAUCGUCUUCCACUUCUUCCAGAAUCCGCCAUCAAACCCUGGGUGUCCAUGGAAGUUGGUGAACGAUGUCCGGGCGAAGUCCAAUAAUGUCACAGCUUUUGAUCAAAUGCUUCUGGAGAGCAUGGUGAUGACGCCUGACCUGGCUGUCGGAGACAUUAACAUGAUAUGGAAGGCGUUCGAGGGCGCCCUCAUCCGCGCUGAGGGCCUCAUCUUCUACAAACCCGUCUUCAAGGAUUACUUUUAUGAGGCAUUGACAGAGUUCCAGGCAGAUAAUGUACAGUACAUGGAGUUGCGCGCGCUUCUCCCGGAGGUGUAUGAGCUGAACGGUACGAUCAUUGCGCCCCGCGACGUGAUGCAGAUCUACAAGGAUACCAUCGAGGAGUUCAAACACGACAACCACGACUUCACAGGCGCCAAAAUCAUCAAAACGAAUAUCAGGUUUUUUAACAACUCGUUUAUCCUGGAUGACAUCAAGACGUCUGUUGAGCUGUUGGCAGCGUUUCCGGAGCACUUCGCGGGUUACGACCUGGUGGGACAAGAGGACCCGGGCCGCACCCUGCUGUCGUACCUAGACGACCUGCUAUACCCGUCCACCCUAGACCCACCCGUCAACCUACCAUACUUCUUCCAUGCUGGAGAGACAACCUGGCAGGGCACGAAGGUUGACGACAAUCUGGUUGACGCGGUGCUUCUCAACACAAGCAGGAUAGGCCACGGGUACGCCGCCACCAAACACCCGGAAGUGCUAAAGGUCAUCCGCAAUAACAAGAUCGCCAUAGAAAUAAACCCCAUCUCUAACCAGGUAUUGAAGCUAGUGGACAACCUGCAGAACCACCCGGGCGCGGCGCUGCUGGCGGGUGGAUAUCCGGUGGUGAUCAGCUCGGACGACCCCGUGAUCUGGGGCGCCACAGGCCUCUCAUACGACUUCUACGCGGCCUUCAUGGCGCUCGCCGGCCAGGACGAUGGCCUUCCAGUGCUCAAGCAGCUCGCGAUGAACUCUCUAAUUUACAGCGCGAUGACUGACGCGGAGAAAGUGGUAGCCAUCAAGGCGUGGGAGGUGAAGUGGAACGCGUUUGUUCGGGCUGCUCUCCAUGACACCGCUCCGGCCGCGUGAUUCGCACAUGCUUGAUUGACGCCGCGUGCAAUCAACCGUAAACUGAACAGCGAAAUAAUGUUUAUCACCUAUUUUUAUCAUUUUGUAUCAAUCAUGGUUGUAUUAUACAUUACUGUCGUAAGAUAUUAGCUGGCCUCUUAUUUCUCGAAAUUUCUUAAGCAUACCAAGCGUAAGUAGCGUAUUCUCCCGAAAUCAAAAUUUGACUUCGUAUACUUAUGUUUAUAGUGAUUAUAUUAAGUUUUUAACUCUUAGUAAGUAUGUAAAUUUAACAGAAAUUAUAUUUAAACAAAUAAAGAGAGCUUACCGUGAUCCUGUUAUAAGGGACUUCGGAUGUUUCUGUAAGAAGGGGCCAGUAGGUUGUUUUCUUCCGGUGAACCCAACCAUCAUGGAAGACUGUGAUAUUGAUUUUAUUGCAAAGUAUUCAUUGUAUGGGUUUAGCCCAUAAAGGUGCCUUUCACCUCUUAACUUAUGUUUUUAACUCAAACAUUUUGCCAAUGGCUAUUUUAUUUUAACACAAUCAGAGAUUUAAUGGAUGGACAGUAUACCUAAACCAUUUCUCUCUAAUAUUAAGUUAUAUUUUACAACCUUUUUUUGAAGUUUACUAACAGUAUUCUGCGGUAUCUUUUGUGUGUUUCAUAAUCUAUGUUUUAUGUAAUUAAUUCGGUGUGCGAACGUAUAUAUUUAAGGAUCGCACAGCUGACAUAGUAACAGGUAACAUGGAUUUUUUAGCGAAAUGUUUACUUUUCUAGGAACCUUUUCCAUGCAAAAUGGUAGGGUUUGAAAAUGGAUUUUUUUUACGAUUAAGUCACUGUUCAAUGGGAAAUGUACUUUCUCAAGAACAUUUUAAAAUCCUUUGAACCCAUUUUUUUCAAUUUGAAAUGCGAUCAUGUUUUGACAUACUUUAGCCAAUAUUAUAAAAAAAAUCACCCAAAGCCGUUGGUCUACAUUCUACAUGGUAAAUAGUUGUCGUUCAUUUUAUUAAAUCCGUCAUGAGUGUGUCAGUGUAUUAACACUUCAGUAUAUGGAUAUAUUCCUUGAAAAGUCGCUGGAGUAUUUUAGACCUACACUUUUCUUUGUGUACUAUGUUUCAUACUAGUCCUUAUCUGAACAACCGAAAACAUUAUUUGCUCAGCCUCGUUUAAUUUUGUAUGUGCAAUAUUGCGCGAAUGAAUGUGAUUUUUACAUGAUUGAAAGAGGAAAUAUAUUAGCACUUUAUUACGUUUUUAUGUCUAUGUGUAUUUAACUUUAAAAGUUUUACCGUUACAUCACUGUAUUUAUUCCUCAGGGAAGAUAACUGUACAAUCCUUUAUUCAGCUCUUUAUUAACGUUUUGUUGCUUGUUCGAUGAUAAUAUGAUGUGAGGAUAUUUUACAUGUAUAUAGGUGUAUGUCCAUUCAGAGCGUAUUUGUAAGGAGACAUGUUUGUGGUGCAUAGAUUGGGUUGUUGUGAUAUUGUUGUUUUGUACGCUUACAGUGAUUUGCGUUUUGCUUUAAAAAAUGAUUUUAACACGAUCCUAUGACUCCGUGUUUGGCAAAUAUUAUCCAUCAUUUAAAGUUGUAUGUUUUGUGAAAUACCCCAUAAAUUCAUAGGUUUUGAUGGAAUAUUUAUUGUUACGCUUAAUGUCAGAAAUUAAUGAUGAAGUGUUAUAUAUUAGGUUUGAUAAUAACUAAUACUAUUGUCAACAUGCUGCCUCAAAGUUAAUGUCACUAAAGUCCAUCAUACUGGGUUCUAUUUCACCAUUCAAUAUGGACGCUGUUUGUCGACUGUUUAUGCUGUUUUAUAGUCAUUAUGUUAUUACAGGAUAACUAUUUAUCUUAACCUUCAUGAAUAGUUUUUGUAUUCAUAUAACAUUGAUGAUUUGUAUACAUGAUGAUUAUUGAAUUGAUAUCAUAUUCUUGAAAACUAUUUUUAAAAUUAAUGAGCCGGUCUUACUAGUAUAUGUACAUGUAUGACUUGUGCUUUGUCUUUACUUUCAUAGACGUAUAACAACAAAUAAAUGAUAUAAAUUGU
Messenger RNA from Mya arenaria, 3721 nucleotides. Its product is annotated as adenosine deaminase AGSA-like. Gene Ontology annotation, molecular function: adenosine deaminase activity. Gene Ontology annotation, biological process: adenosine catabolic process; inosine biosynthetic process. NCBI's taxonomy places the organism in Eukaryota, Metazoa, Mollusca, Bivalvia, Myida, Myidae. The transcript is spliced from 9 exons. The coding region runs from base 93 to 1712 and encodes 539 amino acids. The record is from RefSeq and is a predicted model, not a curated record.